GCAUAUGCUUCCACUCUCUCUCUCUCCAUUUCCUCGGAGAGAUAUUUACAUAAUCACAUCUUCAGCUUCAACUUCUGCUUCUCCAUAUAUUCUCUAUAAAUUCUGUAUUUUUACACACAUAAUUUAUUCUGAUAAUAAUGGCAAUGGAAGGAGGAGCACAAUCUGACUACAAUUCGUCUACUGAAGGUCUGCAGGAGCACUCUUCUUCGCCUCGCAAAUCUCUCUCUCCUCCUCCUUCUUCAGACCAUGAGGGGAACACAAUAUCUGUCAAGUUCCUUCUAUCAAAUGCUGAGGCUGGUUCAAUUAUUGGAAAGGGUGGCUCAACAAUCAGUGAUUUUCAGAUUCGUUCUGGGGCAAGAAUUCAGUUGUCACGCAACAAUGAAUUUUUCCCUGGUACCAUGGAUAGAAUUGUAAUGGUAUCUGGGCCUGUUGAAGAUGUACUCAAGGCAGUUGAUUUUAUUCUUAAUAAACUGCUAUGUGAGUCUUAUGUUGAAGAUGGUGGUAAUGUUGACCCGCGAUCAAAAGUUAGACUAGUUGUGCCCAACAGCUCUUGUGGUGGAAUUAUUGGGAAGGGAGGAGCUAUGAUAAAGGCAUUUAUUGAAGACUCUCAUGCUGGCAUAAAAAUAUCAUCUCAGGAUGACAAUUUUCCAGGACUGCAUGAUAGGUUAGUAAUAGUGACUGGAACUCUUGGGGAGCAGAUGCGGGCUAUUGAAUUGAUUCUACAUAAGUUGGCUGAAGACUCUCAUUAUAUACAGAACAUGAAUGCUCCGUUUCCUUAUGCAGCAGUUUAUGUUGGAAUGAACUAUGGACCACGAAAUGGAGUCGGAGGGAGAUUUCCGGCUAACAGAUAUCAGAACAACGUCCAGUCUAAUUCUGAAGAUAGGAACAAUUCUGUCACUAUUGGUGUUGCUGAUGAGCAUAUUGGUUUAGUGCUUGGCCGGAACGGAAGGAGUAUAAUGGAGAUCAGUCAGCAAAGUGGAGCUAGAAUAAAGAUAUCAGAUAGGGGUGAUUUCAUUUCAGGUACUUCAGACAGGAAGGUAACUAUUACAGGAUCUCAAAGAGCGAUCAGCAUGGCCGAGUCCAUGAUAUCUCAGAAAGUAGCUAGAGUUUCUGAGAGGUGACUGAUGAGUUUGUGAAAGGCUGAUCCAUGGCAGACGAGAAGUUUCAGUGAAAGAGAACAGUGCAUGAAUUUUGUUCUCUUGAAACAAAAGCUUACGGCAAUAAAACUAUUGCGAUUGAUUCAAUUGACUGAAUAUAUGACCAUUCGAUACAGUUUUAAUUUUUCAGUAGGUUACAUAUUGAGGUGAGAUGAGAGGCUUCUUGGAUCGGUACGAUACAUUAUUUUUAUUCCUUUAUCAUGUCUUGUAGAGAAAUGGUCAUUGGCAUCAAUAUCAACAUCUAUUUAAGCUUAUGCAUCAA
Messenger RNA from Nicotiana tabacum (common tobacco), 1419 nucleotides. Its product is annotated as protein BTR1. Gene Ontology annotation, molecular function: RNA binding. NCBI's taxonomy places the organism in Eukaryota, Viridiplantae, Streptophyta, Magnoliopsida, Solanales, Solanaceae. The record is from RefSeq and is a predicted model, not a curated record.